Paramacrobiotus metropolitanus is the source of this 1539-nucleotide messenger RNA. RefSeq names its product enhancer of rudimentary homolog. Bases 902 to 1222 code for a protein of 106 amino acids. Lineage: Eukaryota; Metazoa; Tardigrada; Eutardigrada; Parachela; Macrobiotidae. The record is from RefSeq and is a predicted model, not a curated record. The transcript is spliced from 3 exons.
AUAAUUCGAAUACUUACGUAAUCGAUACUUAUUUAAUUACUGUACUUGUUCAAAUAUAUUUAAUAGUCGUAAAUAUUAAAAUCAUCAAACUGGAAAGAAUUUAUCGAUUUUUGUUAUUCUUUAAUUGUAUAAAGCUAAAUUUGCAGGCGUAUUGUUGUUCAAGUGUAAUUAUAGAUCAAGAUUAAAGAGAACACAAUUUUUAAAAAAAAAGACCUUUUUUGCUGAAUUAAGUUUUAAUUUAUUUUUGAACAAACAUGAUGAUCAAAAAGGAUACUUCGAAGUAGCUGUACUUCAUUUUAGUUGUCCUGUGAGAGUGAGACCGGAAGCGUCGGUCUCCUUUUCAAACGUAACCGCACCGUCAAGUCGGCAGUUCUUCAGCAGCCUCGAAAUGGCUGGAAUGUGUUUUUGGAUUUCAGUUUUGAAUUUUCUUAUACUGUUCGUCAUUGGACCAUUAAUAUGAUCUCUCGGACAUUUGACUCGUUUGAAGCACUUUAGAGUUUAGCGCAAAGUUUAUAUAUAGUUGGAUGAAAUUUGGAACGGUGGAAGAUUUCCCAGCGCCGCUGAGAAACAUUCUCGUUUUUUGACUUCGAAUCGGUUCCAACUGGAAGAAACGUCCGCAACAACCAACAACGACACACAGCGACAGGACUCUUGCGAAUCUUACCAGUCUGUUGAAGUCUCUUGGUCCUUCGACUGUAUCACUUUCCACGCUCGAAUUCCUAAGUUAUUAUUGUAUGCCUGCAGUGUUGCGGGGUCCUCAGCGAAAGAAACGUACAAAGUCUGGAAGAGGACCGAUUUUACAGUUUGUAAAAUCAAGGAGCCCAGACGGAUAUUCCCCGGAGGCUGCAUUACCUUGCUCCGUUGUGUUGUUCAUUACUGUAACCCGUAGCAUAGUCCGACGAUGAGCCACACCAUCCUGCUGCUGCAGACGACGAGCAAUCCGGCCAGUCGGACGUACUGCGACUACGAGACGGAGGAUGACUGUCUGGAAGGAAUCUGUCGCAUCUUCGAGCUGAACCUGCGCAAGUCCAUGCCGGGCGAGGGCUCCAUCACCUACGACAUCCGCGAUCUCUACGAGUUCCUCGACCGUCUGGAGGACAUCAGCAUCAUGGUCUCGCAGGCCGCCAACGGCUCCCCGCUCUACAUGCCGCGCGGCAAGCAGUUCAUCAAGGAGGCCAUCUACGAGCUCCUCCUCCGCCAUCGCAACAACCCAAACAAAUAAACUGAACACCAGACCUAAACCAAUGCGGGAGAUCGCUGGAUGGAUGCGAAUGGAAUCGUGGGCUGAUCUGUUUGAUGAGGCGUAACCAAUUCUUUUUUAUCUUGUUUAUUUAAGAUGCUUUUCUACUUGCAUUGACGAUCUGCAUUGCGAUAUUGUUCAAAGUUCAACACUACUGGAGCAACCCGAAUAAUAAGGAUUCUGGCGACGAGCGCCUAAAAGCUAAAACGCUCUGAUUGCCAGUAAGAACGAACAAAUCGAAGUAAAGCAAAAUAUUAAAACCUAACACUGUGAAACUGUUUACGGGCAGGUCUUGUGAU